AGAAACUGAAACUGUAAAAGUGAAAGAAACUGAAACUGUAAAAGUGAAAGUGAGUGAAGAGGCAGAAAAGGUUAAAGAGGUGAAAGACACAGAAAAAUUUGAGACAGAAAAAGAGGCAGAAAAGACAAAUGAGAUAAGAAACAAGACAGAAAAGGUGAAAGAAAAAGAGAAAGAGAUGGAGAAAGAGACAGAGUCAAUAGAGCAGAAGACUGAAAUGAACAAGGUAGAAGAAUCACCAGAUACUGUGUUAAAGAUGGCUGACGUGACAGAAAAAGUAGAAAAGGUAGAGAUGAAAGAACAAGUAGAGAGCAAAGCUGAGAAAGCAGAGAAUGUGAAAGAGAUGGACAAAACUGAAAAGUCUGAAGCGGAAGAUAAAACUGAGAACAAAAAUACUGAGAAGCCUGAUAGAAAAGAGAUCAAUGGUGAUAAAGAGCAGCACAUCAAGACAGUGGAGAAGGUGCCGGAACAACAGUCAAUGGCCGUCAAGCUUGAUGCCAGUUGUGACAAGCUGGAGAAGAAGGCUGACCUGGAGACAAAGGCAGCAGAGGAGGUGGACAAAACCAAAGAAGACCAGGCUGAUAAAGCCAAGAAAAUAGAGAGUGUGGAUGAGGUGGAAAAACUGCCUCAGAAGCCUGCAGAAAAGCCACUGCAGGAGGAGAAGCAGGAAAUAAUGCAAGCUGAAAAAAAGACUGUUGAGACAAAAGCUGACAAGGACAAGGCCGCACAAGCAGAUGUACGCGAUGUGGUCAAAAAAGCUAAAUCUGCUACACCUGGCAAAGAUCUGGCAAGUGCAGACAAGAAGACCAAGCCUGCUGCCGGGUUGACCAAACCGAGCACCACUGCCAAAAUGCGGCCAAGCUCUGCUGCUGCAAGUGGUGCUUUACACACAGCCCCUACAAAGCGCCCAUUGCCCCCCUCCACCAAACCCACCUCAGACAACAAAACAGCCACAGCCAAGGCACCAUCCACAGCCACUGUUAGCCUAAAGAGACCCUCCACCACUUCUGCCAGCCGCCCCAUAUCAUCAGUCACAACCAGUACAUCUAAUGUCAAACCCAAGGCACCCACAGAGAAGCGGCCCCCUGUGCCAAAGGCCAGUGCUGCCACCACAAAUCAAAAAUUCUCUUCUCCUGCCACUAAAACUAGAACUGUUACCACAGCAGCCAGUAAAACCACUACAUCAGUGCACACAGUGUCAUCUACUGGCACCACUGCAGCAAAAAAACCUUUGGCCUCUAAGACAGAUGUCAAACCAGGAGAGGAGAAGAAGCCCAGCACCCUGAGGACAUCUACAGUUAACACUACUAAGACCAAGACUACUACCACUACCCGCAGCACUGCUUCCGCCUCCUCUGCCUCUCACACUCGAGCCACAGCGGCCAAACCUGCCACGCUAUCCUCCACUGCUGGCACAGUACCAGAGAAAAAGCCACCGGUACCCCGCAGCCCCCGGGCCACUUCCUCAGCCACAGCUACCACUGCAACUACCACCUCGAGCACCACAGCUCGGCCCACCUCAGCACCAGCCCCUGGCAUCCGCAAUGCCCGCUCUAAGAUUGGCUCUACAGACAACAUAAAGCACCAGCCUGGAGGAGGGAAGGUGUCAUCUGCCUCUCAAAGCAGGGGUGUGGUUUCCAAAGGACUGAGCCAGGGCAAAGUUCAGAUAGUCUCCAAAAAGCUGGACUUCAGCCACAUCACCUCACGCUUGGGCUCGAAGGACAAUAUAAAGCAUGUUCCUGGUGGAGGGAAUGUGCAGAUACUCAGCAAGAAGGUAGAUGUGAGUAAGGUGACCUCAAAAUGCGGCUCCAAGGACAACAUUAAACACAAACCUGGUGGUGGGGAUGUGAAGAUUGAGUCCCACAAGGUGAACUUUAAGGAAAAGGCCCAGUCCAAAGUGGGCUCCACGGACAAUGUGAGCCUUUUACCUAGUGGAGGAAACAUCAAGGAUGAGGGGCCCCAGGCUGAGGGGAAUGAUAACUCCCUGAGUUGCGUCCCCACCCAAGACCCUGGCUCCCAUGCGGGGCUGGCUGGGAGCCCUGCUGCACAGGAAAACGAGCUGAAGGACGGGGCUUCCUGUGAUAGUAAGGGCCACCAGGAGCCCCAGGAUCUGGACUCAUGCAUCCCAGAGACAAAUUGAGUGCUUCAAGCUCAACCUCCGCAAGAAUGCUCAUUCUCGCACGGACCAUGGCGCUGACAUCAUCACCUGGACAACCCCCCCAGGACAACAACAGACCCAUCCCCCACAGUUCAUCCAUUUCCGCCACCAGACUCCUUGCAGUGUUUCUCUCAUUAAAUCGUUGGCUCCUGCAAGCUGUGUUUGCUCCCCCUCUGCCCCCUCCUUGCUGCAUCUCCAAGGGGGCUACAGCAGUGUAACAGGUUCCUGACACUCCUUGCACCCAUCAAGUUCAGAAAACUCCUCUAAUCUUAAAUCUGUUAUUGACACAUAUAAUGGUUCUGCCACUCUAAUAUCAACGUCAUGCCUCUUUUAUCACAUCUAAGCUCAUCAGUAUGCGCCAUUGCCCUCAUCUUUUAUAUUUGGCUAAAGUGACUGUAUAGACAUUGUGUGGACAUUGAUGGCAAUCUAUGUGAAGUAAUAUUUGGUAGCAUCCUCUCCAGGCCAGCUGGCCUAGAAUGAUUGGGUUUCACCUAAUCGGAGCCUGGUGGUGGGCUUUGCUCUGUCGGACCUGCCAUCACUUCUCCACCGCACCACAAACAACAGCAGAAGCAAAUUCAUUUGUCCCCUGAGCAAUGUGAAAACCUGCUCUGACUCUCCUAUGGUUCCUGUCACACAGCUUAGCUUCUCUUUUUCUCAUGACUGCAGGGUCUGUUUGUUCCCAGUAACCACUUCUUCUCUGCUUCAGUAGUGUCAUAGUAAUUCAGUGUUCUUCAUCACGUCUCUUGUCACCAACACUCACCAUAAACAAACUGACAAACAAAAUAGCUAGACAACAAGUAGGCUGUUUAACUCUUUAUUCUGUGUUUGUGAUGAUGUGUUUGAUUGACAAAAUUGUGCAUUUGCUUUCUGUUCAGAUCUUAUUUUGUUUUUCUCAAGUUUUCUUUUUCUUUCCUCUUAGUUUAACAAGGGCUUUUGUAUUUAUUGUACGUUUCUUCCUGUAUAACCAAUACAGUGGAUGGUCUUUAUUUCCAAUAGAAACGCACAGGAUUUUGUAAACCAAGACACACAGAGAAGAAAGCGAUGGCAUUGAGAGGGAGGAAGAAAGUGAGGAAUGAGGUGUUGCAAGAAUGGUGAAAUUGAAGCUUUAGAGGUGUGUGGCAAAAUGACAAGAUGUUAAAAUCUUAUAAUUUAUGAAAUGUGGUAAAGGAAGUUUGCAGAAUUAGAGAAGUGUUAAGGUGCAGCGUGCAACCCAGAGGGAGAUGUUGUCAGAUUGGAAAUGUGUCUGAAGUCAAAGGAGCUGUGUGUCUCAUAUGUGCCUCCUGUCCUUCAUACAUAGAUACUAGAGUGAACUAGGAUGAUGCAGGUUCAUGCCUAUAACUGCUUCAAGACAGUGAAAAUCUUAGUUGAUAAAAAAAAUGACAUAAAAAGAAGAAAUUCUCUAAAUCAAAGUAGUGUGUAGUCUGUGCACCUGAAAGCCUGUGCAUUUAUGACUCAGCGCUGUGGUUGGGUACCAUAGGUAUGUCUCUGGGGCAAUCCUAGAUACGUUGAUGUGUUGUUACUCAAAUGAUGAUUUUCAUUGAGUUGGUAGAAUUAGGUAUUACAACUUUCUAGUUUCAGCUAGUCUCAGCAACAGGAUCAUGAUUUAAUUCCACAGAUUUGUAUACAGUGAUUACACGACUCAAACAUACAGAGAUAUACUACUCAUAGGAUGGCAUUUUUAAUCUUUUAUUUUAUUCAUUUAAUUAUGUCAGUGAUACUUCAGCUACAUUCUGCUCAUUAUCCUCUUGCGAGCUAUUAUUGCAUUAAAGUUGGGUAUUACUUGCAGUUCUAUAACCAGUACCUUUACCAAAGCAAUACUUUUGUCAUUACCUUAACCUGCAUUCAUUGACUUUUUUGAGCUGCAAACCCAACAUUAAAAUAUUAUCACCUUAUAUAUUUGAUGAGGCAAAUAUAUUGCCUAUUUACACAUCUAUCAGUCACAUUAUAUCAACAUUAAUUUGGAGUUGUGUUUCUUGCCAGCUGGCAAACAAAGUCCAGUAUUUUCUGUCCUGUUUGCUGUGUUUGAGAGGGAAUAUUUAGAUGUUUUCUGCCAGCUGAGGAUUGAUUGUGGCUAAAAGAGAAGCUGUCAUGAAAUAGUUGAGUUGCUGUGUGUGCACCACAGCUGUCGCCCAGCUGAAAUUUUUCUUGUGCCUGACAGUGACCAUUUUUUCUAGCUGUGGUUUUAACCCAGAGUUACCGCUUCUUAAGAUGAGAGACACUUUAUGGCCCAAAACACAAGAACAAAACAGCAACUGCAUCGGGGGGGGGGGUUGGUAGGUAGGGGGCUUCAAUGAUUUUCAGAGCAGUUUCUCUGUCCAAGUACUUUAAAUGGUUUUAAGGAGAGAGUGUUUUUUUAUUGUUCUGAUUAUUAGUAUGACAAAUUGAAAAAGUUGGCCUUUUUAAAAGAGGCUACUGAAAUGAAAGAAUGUGUUUUGAGAUAUAAUGUACUAAAGACACAACACUUUUGUAAAUGUAUUUAUCGUUGUGUUGCUAUAACCUCAUGAUGGUUGUGCACUCAUGUUCGAAGGGGUUAAACUUUUAAUUUGUGACAGCCAGUUUUACAAACUCUGUCGUGGAUUUUCUCCAAGGAUGUGCGAUUGGAAAAGCAUAACACUUAGAAAGUCUUAGGUCAUUGCAUAGGCCUGUAAUUUGGGAGUACUGCAUAUCAAAACAUAUUGGUCUCUACAUAUUCUACUUAAGAGCACCACACUGAGAGCCUAAUACAUCCUUGUCUGACAUAAAGACUAACUGUAGUUGCCAGGUUUGGCUUGCAUAAUAAAUGCUCUUCAGUAAUUUGUCCAAGAAGCAUCAUAAAGCUUCAUGUACUGCUAUUGCACUCAAAUGUAUAAGUGUAACACUAGCUAAUAAACACCUGAACCUGCAGAGCAUGCUGAAAAACAACAGUGGGAUGUAUUAGAUAGUGAUUUGCAGAACCUCCUCAAUGUUUUCUGCUUUUUUUUUCAUUAAAUUUUUUGGUUUGGGAAAAGUGUUUAUUGUGAUUACUUGUUAAUUAGUGGUGUGAUUAUUAAACAUGAAAUAAAAUGGACUA
Molecule: messenger RNA, 5204 nt
Organism: Monopterus albus (swamp eel)
Lineage: Eukaryota; Metazoa; Chordata; Actinopteri; Synbranchiformes; Synbranchidae
Product: microtubule-associated protein tau-like
Exons: 11
Coding region: 176-2137 (653 amino acids)
Biological process (GO): microtubule cytoskeleton organization; neuron projection development
Cellular component (GO): neuron projection
Molecular function (GO): microtubule binding
Source: RefSeq, a predicted model, not a curated record